Phyllopteryx taeniolatus (common seadragon) is the source of this 6844-nucleotide messenger RNA. It is a transcript of the gene zc3h12b, whose product is annotated as zinc finger CCCH-type containing 12B. The coding region runs from base 695 to 3205 and encodes 836 amino acids. The record is from RefSeq and is a predicted model, not a curated record. Lineage: Eukaryota; Metazoa; Chordata; Actinopteri; Syngnathiformes; Syngnathidae. Gene Ontology annotation, cellular component: cytoplasmic ribonucleoprotein granule; nucleus. The transcript has 7 exons. Gene Ontology annotation, molecular function: RNA endonuclease activity; mRNA binding; metal ion binding.
ACUCCGGGAUUAACGAAUGGCCCUCUCAAUGGUUUGUACUGUAUUCGAAUUGCCUCCUGAUGGCAAAAGACUACUUUUAUCUAAAAGAAGCUCCUCAACUGACUGAAAUGGCGCCCCGGCAUUAGUGUCCGUGUUUGGUGGUGUGCCGUGAGAUUUGCCUCAUCUCCAUCAAGCUUGGGAAACACUGCAUGACAUGGAUGUGACAGCGCACGCCAUUUAGUGGCAGCCAAGCCAAGCAAAGCAAAGCAAAGACUCCGCGUGCAUCCCAAUCGCAGAGCAGUCAAGUGAUUUGCGCCGGCGCCCAGUGCGCGUCGGGGAUGUUUCCUGAGGAAGGCGUGCGCCGAGCUGUCUUCACUGAGCAAAAACUGCGACAGCGCAGCAGCGCCGAUGGCGGCCGAACAUCCUCGCCCGCUCGCGUGGAUGAGCGCAACGCGGUGAGACGGCGACUGCGGCACGUGCGCUCUUCCGCCAGGACCGGGACCGGGACCGGGACGAGCCCCGCUGUAUCUCCGCAACUUCGCCCUUUUCACGGAACUUGAGCUCAAGUUACGCGGAAAGGGUUAGCACGCGCGCGCCAGCUAAGAGCUAAAGAGGUUGAACUAGUCCACAUAGGGAAGAGUGCAAUCCUUCAGUGCUGCUCAAGGGGGUUUCGAAAGUCCAUCAAUGAAUAAGAGUCCCUGGUUGCAGGCUCAAAAUGGAAAAGCACCCAUGCAGGGAGAAGAACAUUAACUCGUGCGGGGACCGGCAUGCCACCGAUGAGCCCGAGGACGGCAGCGGCUCGGAAAGCGACGCCGAGGAGCGGCGGCGCCAGAAGGCUCGGGUGAACGACGGCAGCUACGAUAAGUGGGAGCCCCUGGCGGUGAGCAAGCCCCACCGCCAACUGUGUCGUUCCCCGUGCCUCGACCAGCCCAGUUUUUCCCAGAGCAGCACGGUGCGAGAUUCCCGCGAGGAUGAGACCAGCGCGGGGCCGGCGAUCAAAGCGGCCAGUGAGAGGGCGUACCAGACAAAAAUGGACUUUGCCUUGAAGCUGGGCUACUCCGGAGAGCAGGUGGAGAUGGUGCUGAAUAAACUGGGGGCCGCUGCUCUCAUUAAUGACGUUCUUGCCGAGCUUGUGAGGCUGGGAAACAAAGUGGAGCCUGAAAGUCAACCUUGCAGCCCCGCAGCCACGUUGCUAUCGCUUAGCCCCUGUCUUAAAGAGACCGUUAGUCCUGAGGUGUCUAUGGAAGAAGAAUCCGUGGACCCUUUUGAUAACCUCCGGCCUAUUGUCAUCGAUGGAUCAAACGUGGCAAUGAGCCAUGGAAACAAAGAGGUUUUCUCUUGCCGCGGUAUCCAACUUGCUGUCGAAUGGUUCCGAGAAAAGGGCCACAAAGACGUUACUGUGUUUGUCCCAGCAUGGAGAAAGGAGCAGUCAAGGCCCGAUGCCCUCAUUACAGAUCAAGAAAUAUUACGCAAGCUAGAAAAAGAGAAGAUCCUGGUUUUCACCCCAUCUCGGAGGGUCCAAGGCAGAAGGGUGGUGUGCUAUGAUGAUCGCUUCAUAGUGAAGCUGGCUUAUGAUUCUGAUGGAAUUAUUGUGUCAAAUGACAACUACAGAGACUUGCAAAAUGAAAAACCAGAGUGGAAGAAGUUCAUCGAGGAACGUCUCCUCAUGUAUUCAUUCGUCAAUGACAAAUUUAUGCCACCUGAUGAUCCACUGGGAAGACAUGGUCCAAGCUUGGAAAAUUUCCUUCGCAAGCGUCCUGUUGUCCCAGAGCAUAAAAAACAACCAUGCCCCUACGGCAAAAAGUGCACAUAUGGACACAAGUGCAAAUACUACCAUCCGGAGCGCGUCAACCAACCGCUGCGGUCCGUGGCCGAUGAACUGCGGGCCUUCGCCAAACUGUCCGCGGUGAAGACGAUGAGCGAGGGGGCCUUAGCCAAAUGCGGCACUGGUCCGGCUGUUGCCAACAGGGACGGCAACUCUGAAGUCAAACGCGUGGCGCCCAAACGCCAGUCCGACCCGAGUAUCCGCUCAGUGGCCUGCGAGUCUCCGGAAAGUCUGUCCGUCGGGAGGAAGUCCGAGACGAAUUCCGUGCCUUCCCUUGUGACUGCUCUCAGCGUGCCCACCAUGCAGCCGGCCAAGAGCCACGCAGCUGGCGCCUUGAACACGCGAUCCGCGAGCAGCCCGGUGCCCGGUUGCUUGCAGUUCUCGCAUAGUUCGCUGGAGCACAUGUCCAGUGUGCAGUACCCUCCCAUUUUGGUCACCAAUAGUCACGGCGCUUCUGUCACGUAUAGCGAGCAGUUCCCAAAGUACGACUCGGUCAGCGACCACGGCUAUUAUUCGCUGCACAGUGAUUUUUCAAACAUGAGCAUGAGCAGUAUGCACAACGUGGACAGUUUCUGUAGCAUGGAGCAUGAGCACGUCGCGUGCCAGAGAAGUCGCAGCCACUGCGCCGAGUCCUGCCUGAGCCACUCCAACAGCGACUCGUUCUCCUCCUACGGCGACCCGUACCCGAGCUCCGUGGACGGGAGCCUCGAGGAGAGCAUGAAGGGCCAGCAGCAGGCGUCUCCCGCGACAGGGAGAAUGCAGACUUUCUCCCACGGCUUCCGGCACGAGGCGCUCACUCGGGUGCAGAGUUACGGGCCGGAGGAGCCCAAGCAGGGUCCGCGGAAGCAGCCCGCGCCUCAUCUGGCCCCGCACAUCCAGCACGUCGCGGCGGGGGCCAGGUCCAGCUGCCCCGGAGACUACCCGGUCGCCCAGAGCGUCCUGCCGCCGUUGUCCUCGCAGCCGACGCGCUCCCUAGGCAUGACCCGCAUGGACAGCAUCUCCGAUUCCAGGCUGUACGACAGCAACCCGAUGAGGCAGAGGCGACCGCCGCUGUGCCGUGAGCAGCACGCCAGCUGGGACCCUCUGCCGUGCGGCAACGAGUCUUACGGGUACCACUCGUACCCGCUGAGCGGCAGCCUGAUGCCGUGCUGCGAGCGGGUCAUGGUUCGCAGCAUGCCCGACAAAAUGGAGCAGAUUUGGAACUCGCCGUGGGAGAGCCCGCCUGCGGCCGAACACCAAGAACGGUACGUCAUCCCAGAACACCAAUAUCAAACAUAUCGGAACCUUUGCAACAUUUUUCCUGCAUAUGUGGUCCAUUCGGUGAUGGAGAAGCAUCCUCAUUUGACAGACCCCCAACAACUGGCAGCUGUCAUAGUCACAAAUUUGAGGUCUUGUCACUGAGGGCUCCCCUUUUCUUUUCUUUCUUUUUUCCUCCGGUGAUUACGGUGGAAAUUUAUGUCGUAGAGAGAUUUUGAUUGCAAAGACAGGCACUUGAUAAAUGUUGCCAAAUGUGCAACAUUUGCCCUCAGGAGUUUUUUUUUUUUUUUUUUUUUAAAUAUCCCCGGUCACAUCAACAUGACGACAUUAAGGCAACAGCAUAGAUCGAGUUUGUCUGCCCUUUCUUAAGUCCGCUUGUAAGAUGUUUCACAUAAAAGGCUCCACAUUUGUGGCGCCUUCCUAAAGGGAAACAACUUUAAUGUACGCGUUUCCACAACGCAUCUAUCAUACCUGACGAGGAGCCGAGUUUCCUUUCAUCAUUUGAAAUUGCAUAUGGAAAUGUCCAAUAGAAGGAAUGUUUCCAGCUGCUAUUGCAACGUGUCAGGCCACUUGGUUAACAAGUCAUUUUGACCUAAACAGAAAUGUGGCCCAGCAACGUCCCGCUCGGAUUCUUUUAACGAACGAUAUGAAUGGUUUUAACCAAAUAGCUUUACAAGACGUUCCUGUUUGGAUCAUGUUGAUGUGCUGUGAAAGGCAUUACAAACCUUUGUGGUGCCGUGCAACUAUCAAUAACUUUCUUGAGCUUUGCCUCAGCUGUAAAUAACUGGUGACUUUUGUUCCGUUUGUGCAUUUCUUUCUAAGAUGAGUAAGAGGGAGGUAUACACAUACCUCCAAGCAUGAACUAUGAUAUUUAAUGGCCUUAUAUCUGAAUGACCUCACGCUUUAGUCUUCUUCAAUGAAUGUCUUUGUCAUUGAAGCCUCCUACUUUCAAACGUAAAGCACUAUCUCAGUAUUGAAAGAGAUCUAUUUUCUCAAGUCUCACAAAGCUACUAUUUUGGUAGAAUUCGACAGUGCACAAAUCAAGCCAAAAAGAGAUUCGUCUUGUAGACAGGUGCACACGUCUAUAUCUAUGUACAUAGAAAUCACACAAAAGCCAUUAUUUCAGUCAUUUAUAAGCUGCUAAAUAAUGCCAAAAAACGGUCAUUAUUCUGACGUCACGUUACAUUUUGCUUCACAUAAAUUGGAAUUAUUUCUCAUUUCCAACAGUUUCAUCAUGUAUAUAUUUGUCAGAUUUGUUGUGAAAAUAGUAUUAUAUAAUGUAUACAAUAUGUAGCGCUUCCUAUGUAUUUUAGGCUUUUAGACAUAGCGUUCCAAGUUUUUUUUUUUAUUUUUUUUUUUUAAUUAGCUAUAUUUCUUCUCGUAUAAAUUUAAGGAGUACUCUCAAAUUUGGGUGUUCAAAAACCUACCUGUGUGCCAUCCCAAAUACAAUGUCAUCACAAUACCACUUGUACUAUACAUAUUAUUUAUUUAUUCCCAGACGACAUACAGUAUAUGAUAAUCUUUAAAAAAAAAAAAAAAAAAAAAAAAAAAGGCUCCUCUGAACUCUUUCAGGUUGUCAGUGGAGCUGUUUGUUGCUUAUUUUGUAUCAAAGACUACUUUUACACGCACUUAAAUGGACUGACGUGAGGCUGAGACACACGCAAGACGGUGGGCCACGGUGGGCCGGCUUUGAUUCCCGGUGGCCGUUGGCUUGAAGACAAUUCUUGAGGGAUUUCCAAGCCCACUUACAAUUUUCUCUUUAGUCAGUCGGUGCAAAUGCAUUGUUAAAAAGCUGCAAAGCAGUUGCUAAUGCAUGUACAGUGAACAUUGACCGAACGCUGAAACUGCAAUUUGGAUGAUCGCAGUUCAUUUACAGUAAAUAGAUUAUUGGAAACAGACAAUUGCCCUACUGUUUAAAUGUAGAGGAGAUGAAAAAUAAUGUUUCCCGUCAGAGUUUGCACACAGCUUUUUUGUUAUAUUUAGAUGGCUUGAUUAAAAAGCCGAUCGAUGAGUAUUGGGCCUGCACAGUUGAUAAAAAGAAGAGGUUGAAUAAUUGUAAAGAAAAAGAAAAAACAAAAAAAGAGGUGAAUGCAGGAAAGCAUGUUUAGUAUGAUGCUUGGCUUUUAUUGUGAGAGUGGAUGGCUCAAAUAGAGUUUGGCUGUGCCUUGCAGCAAAUUGCUCUCAGGGCGCUUUCACGUUUUCACUUCACUGGCCAAAAGCAGCGGUUACUUGGCAAAAAGCUAUUCUCUUCUAAUAACGAUAUAUUUUGUGAAAACUUGUACAUGUAAAUACAGUUGAAGUGUGAAAACUGCAUUGUAAGACUUUGUAUUUGAAUGUAUUUCCAAAUUAUGAUGCACCUUGAGUUGUUGAACAUUGGGCCUUUUGGGCGGCUUUACAUGCGCCGAUGUUAGCAUCCAAAGCUAAUCGCAAUCGUUACGCCGCGAGUGUGGGCCUCGUCAGAUUGAUAUCGCGCGUACAGCGGUUGGGUAGUAUAGUUUGAACUUCGGGGCUCAUUUUUGAAAUGAGGAUUGUCGUCAAAUUGUAUGAGAAUUGGGGCUUUUAAACUUGAAGGUGCCACUCUCCUCAUCUAAAGCCAGCCCGACUGCAAGGUGACGCUCUGAAUGCGUUGAAAGGGAAAUACCGCUUGAAUUGAAUCUGUAUGAUCGAUCACCUGACGGCGCAUCAAAAGCUGCAACUGACAUCUCAAACUCAAGUACAAGAUGCCCAAGUCUCACGCGGAUUUUCAAGUGCUAUUACUCCUUUAUAGGGAAUUUAUGUGAGCUUGAUUCUUUUUCUCAAUGGUAAUUCUUUAACGAUAUAGAUUUCUCGCCAAUGUUAGCCAAAACGAGUGUGUAUAAACCUCUAAAAAGGAAAAAAUUAAUGUGUAUAGCCCAAAUUAUUUUUUGGGGGCUUUGCUGACUUUUUUUUUUUGUUGUUGUUGUUUUUUUUUUUCAUGAAAAAGGACAAGGCCACUUUGAGGCCAGCUGUCUGUUCAUGAGAAGGUGAAAACAAACUGCCUAAAUGUUUCUUCAUAUGAAACAAUUAGAUUGCAAGGCUGCUGUCACGGUUGUUCCUGGCAUUUGGCUCAACGUUUGCGUGCCACACCCACCACUCCUCCCCACCUCGCGCUUUCAUUAUAAUGUCACUGAUAACAAGAAAAUGUAAAAAAAAAAAAAAAAAAAAAAACUAUCAUCAGUGUUUCAGAGACUGUAAAAACGCUGAGUUCAUUGCACUGAUGACCUUCAGACGACAUAAUCGAUCUCAAGUCGCAACACAGCUCAACUCAAAUGGAAGCAGAAUUAUUGUGUUGUAUUCAGCGAGGUCAGAUCUGUGGCACCUGAUGCAGUUUCAACUAAAUUAGCAUAUUUCCUCAUCUAGUAGCCCGGGACGCAUUUUUCAGAGAGUACCAGGUGUCUGUGUUGAGGAGAGCCCUUUUAUUUGCAUUAAUGGAUCGUAUGCGUUUUAUCAGUCAACAACUGAUGUAAUGAAUUUCUGGUACUAUAAAAUGCGUGACGACACUAGGGGCGAGCGACUAGAUUUGUUGUAGUCGACGCUAAUGUGAUGAAAGUCGAAUCGAAGUUGAUUAAUGGAUGACCUCAUUGAUAUUUUUGCAGCACAGUACAGAGUACAUUUCAGCAGACUGGCUAUAAAAAAAUAAAUAAAAUAAAAAAGUAAAAAUACAGCUCACCAUAAUGCUGAAUGUAGUUCUUUUAAUUAGCGGAAUCCCUGUGCAUGUUUUUUUCUCCAACGAUCCGGCUGGUGUCAUCUUGUGUUCCAUUGCGU